AUGAAGACUAGCAUUGUGUUGAUUAUCUGCUUGGCGGGAGUUUGCAGGGCAGCUCCAAAGGUUGACAUUUCAUCUUGGGACAAUCUUCUUCAAAUUGGAGGUGAUGUGGAAGUAACCAAAACCUCCUCAGGAAGAAGCAACGAUGUCUCAAUUCAAGGCUCUAUUGAAAAUUAUCUCAAAUCCAAUGAGCUUAGUUUCAAAUUACCAAUUGUUGGUUCUACAAUGACCAUGGCUGCAAGAAACUUGGACAAUGAUGAGCUGGGAUUUAGGCUCAAUUUCAAUAGUGGAAGCCAAGUAGAAGCUAGGGGCAAAAAGUCCAAACUCAAGAAAAUCUUUGUCCCCAUCCUAGUCUUCAUUCUCAUCAAAGCUAUGACUUUAAUUCCUCUAGCCUUAGGAAUUCUCAGUCUCAAAACCUGGAACGCUAUCCAGCUUUCCUUCGUAUCUUUCGUGACCACUUUAGCUAUGGCUGUUUGGAAACUUUGUUCCAAAGUGAAUGGAGAUCAUCAACCGCCACCACAUAUUAUUCAUGAGGCUUAUGAUUCACACCACCAUCAUCAUAUUGCUGCUGCUAGGUCCGAUCAAGAAGAUGCUAAUAAUAUGGCUUAUAAUGGAUAUGCUCCUCAAUCACAAAAUGAAUUACCAUAUUGA
Molecule: messenger RNA, 648 nt
Organism: Ceutorhynchus assimilis (cabbage seed weevil)
Lineage: Eukaryota; Metazoa; Arthropoda; Insecta; Coleoptera; Curculionidae
Source: the annotation of a GenBank genome assembly